Messenger RNA from Galeopterus variegatus (Sunda flying lemur), 3994 nucleotides. RefSeq names its product mesoderm induction early response 1, transcriptional regulator (gene MIER1). Lineage: Eukaryota; Metazoa; Chordata; Mammalia; Dermoptera; Cynocephalidae. Bases 191 to 1888 code for a protein of 565 amino acids. Gene Ontology annotation, biological process: negative regulation of transcription by RNA polymerase II. The transcript is spliced from 14 exons. The record is from RefSeq and is a predicted model, not a curated record. Gene Ontology annotation, molecular function: transcription corepressor activity; histone deacetylase binding. Gene Ontology annotation, cellular component: nucleoplasm.
GAGGGAGUCUGGCUCAACAAGAGGCCGCGCGGUUGGCUGGCGGCAUGAGGCCGAGGAGGAGGGCGGAGGCGGAGGGGAGGGCAGAGGGUUGGUGGAGCAGGAGGAAGCUACGGACGACGAUUAGGAGAAGGAGGCGGGCGGCCCGGGCCCCAGGCCCCUCCCAGGCUCUGAGUCUCCCGGCUGCAGGCGGAUGGAUGGGGCUUCUUCAGGCGGUGGCGGCAGCAGCGAAGGUGGCGGCGGCAGCAGCGGAAGCGGCUAUGGUGUGGUGGCUCGAUUCUCCCAGUGCCUGGCUGAGUUUCGGACGUGGUUAAGAACCAACUGGUUGAGGUUCAAUGCAGACAAGACGGAUGUGAUGCUGCCAUCUGUUGAGUCUUCAAGUCCAGGAGGUUCAGCAACAUCAGAUGACCAUGAAUUUGAUCCAUCAGCUGACAUGCUGGUUCAUGAUUUUGAUGAUGAACGAACAUUAGAAGAGGAAGAAAUGAUGGAAGGAGAAACAAACUUCAGUUCUGAAAUAGAGGAUCUUGCAAGGGAAGGUGACAUGCCAAUUCAUGAACUUCUCAGCCUUUAUGGUUAUGAUAGUACUGUUCGACUACCUGAAGAAGAUGAGGAAGAAGAAGAAGAGGAAGAAGAAGGUGAAGAUGAUGAGGAUGCUGAUAAUGAUGACAACAGUGGCUGUAGUGGGGAAAAUAAAGAAGAGAAUAUAAAGGAUUCAUCGGGUCAAGAGGAUGAAACUCAGUCUUCCAAUGGUGAUCCAUCACAAUCUGUUGCUUCUCAAGAUGCCCAGGAAAUAAUCCGCCCACGUCGAUGUAAAUAUUUUGAUACAAAUAGUGAAAUAGAAGAAGAAUCCGAAGAAGAUGAAGAUUAUAUUCCAUCAGAAGACUGGAAAAAGGAGAUUAUGGUGGGCUCCAUGUUUCAAGCAGAGAUUCCAGUUGGCAUUUGUAGAUACAGAGAAAAUGAAAAAGUAUAUGAAAAUGAUGAUCAACUCCUAUGGGAUCCUGAGUACUUACCAGAAGAUAAGGUGGUUGUAUUUCUUAAGGAUGCAUCUAGAAGAACAGGUGAUGAGAAAGGUGUAGAAGCAAUUCCUGAAGGAUCUCACAUAAAAGACAACGAACAGGCUUUAUAUGAAUUAGUUAAAUGCAGUUUUGAUACAGAAGAGGCAUUGAGAAGAUUAAGAUUUAAUGUGAAAGCAGCUAGAGAGGAAUUAUCUGUUUGGACAGAGGAAGAGUGUAGAAAUUUUGAACAAGGACUGAAGGCCUAUGGAAAGGAUUUUCAUUUGAUUCAGGCUAAUAAAGUCCGAACAAGGUCAGUUGGUGAAUGUGUAGCAUUCUAUUACAUGUGGAAAAAAUCUGAACGUUAUGAUUUCUUUGCUCAGCAAACGCGAUUUGGAAAAAAGAAAUAUAAUCUUCAUCCUGGUGUAACGGAUUACAUGGAUCGUCUUCUAGAUGAAAGUGAAAGUGCUGCUUCUAGUCGAGCACCAUCCCCUCCUCCAACUGCAUCCAACAGUAGUAACAGCCAAUCUGAGAAAGAAGAUGGUACUAUAAGCAGUAGUAAUCAGAACGGAGUGUCAUCUAAUGGACCAGGUGAAAUAGUAAAUAAAGAAGAAGAAAAAGUUGAAGGGUUACAUGUUAAUGGACCAACAGGUGGAAAUAAGAAAACACUUCACACAGAUAUGGAUACUAAUGGUUAUGAAACGGAUAACCUUACCACUGACCCAAAACUUGCCCAUAUGACUGCAAGAAAUGAAAAUGAUUUUGAUGAAAAAAGUGAGAGACCUGCCAAAAGGCGAAGGGUGAACAGCAAUGGAAAAGAAAGUCCAGGUUCUUCUGAAUUUUUCCAAGAAGCAAUCUCACAUGGAAAAUUUGAUGAACUUGAAAACACAGAUGACUAAAUUUUAGAUCUAUUUUACUUUCUUUGGAGUAAAUUCUGGUGUGACUAAAAUUUUCAGGGUUGAUGGGUUACCUUAAAAAGUUGAUUUCCUUGAAGCAGUUGGUUAAAAUUUGAAAAUUUAAAUUGAGAGUCCUAUAGGAAAUAAGAUUUCAUAAUUCUGCCUUUUGCAGAUUUUUUUUACUUUAAAAUUGUCAGAGACCCUUUUAAGGAUAUAAAAAAGCUUAGUAAAUUUGAGUCAGCUAAAGAUUUAUCUGCUUAUCUGUACUUUCUCAUUUGAUGUAUUAAUUAUAAAUUUUCACUAUAUGGUAAUUUUUGCUUAGUUUGAUGGAGGAAUGGGAAAAACCAAGUUCAGUUUUGUGAAUGACAAAUUUUUUAGUUUCUUGAAAUGUCUUUAUAACAGACAUUUUUGUCUCCAUACAAAUGGUCAUUAUUAAGGAAACCCUUAUAAAUCCUGAAAGUUAUGCUAGCAUGAUUUUUUUAUAUAUAGAAGUUUAAAAAUAAACCAGGUCAGGUUUGUAUAUGUAAAAUUGUUGACAUCAAUGAUGUCUUUCCAUAUUCUUAUCUGGGCUUAAGAAAUACAUUCUGUAUUUUUCCAGAUUCUUUGUAGCCUUUGAAAGAUUUUUACAGUACAUAUGUCUUGACUGAGCUGUCCUUUCUUAAUACAAAAGCUUGUAUAAUUUUCUUAACUUGUACAGUUGGUAAACUUUUAUGAGAGGAAUUGAUAUUCUCAGUGUGUCAGCUUCAUUUUAUUUUGCUAAGGCUUUUCUAAUGAAUUUUUAAGUGUCUGUGUAGUAAUAAGUCAUGUUUCUUAUCCAGGUGGUAAAAGCAUUCAUAAGGGAUUGUGAAAAUUUGCUUUUUCAAAUUUCUACUUAAGGACAAAUAUUUUGAGAAUUCUGAAAUUAAGCAUGGUGCUUAGAUUGCAGUUUGUUUUGCAUUUGCUAUAAUUUUCAAAAUUAUUUUUGAAGCAAGUCGAAAGUUUUAAUUUUGGCUUAAGUGCUUAAAUGUAUCAUGCUGGCCAGAAUCCUGUUCAGUUAUUUUUAUAUGCAUUAUACAAUUUCCCAUUUUUGCAUUAAAUAGAGGGGAAAAGGUCAAGUGAGGUUUAGAUAUUGGCACACCCAAGAAAUAACUAUUGGCAGGUAACCAUACUGAUUUUAUGAGGAGAAAGUGAUGAAGUUUUCAAACUUUUCCAGUAACAAUCAGUUUUUUAGAUAUGAUGGUGUUUUGUGUUUUUCCAAAAUGAAAAUAUAUAGUAACCAUUGCUCUGUGUGAUUACAAAUAGGAUUAUCUAUCUGCAUAGCUUUGUAAGAGUGCCAUUUUAUUUUUAGUGCAAAAAUCUUUUUUAAAAAUGUGGUUUUAUACAGCUGAUAAACCAACCUAUAUCCAAACUUUUACAAAAGAUUAUUAACUAUUCUUGUUUUUCUCACACAGGCAUACUUUAAAUGCUUCUUCUGAUUAAUUUUCAGCCAUCAGUUCAAGAGCCAAAGCCUUUUAAAAAUAUAUCUCCUGUGGUCUUGUUUUUAAUGGCUCCACUUUCUAAUGCAGUUGAGUAGAGGUUGCACUGGUUAGGCCUUACACUCAUGAAGUGUUAACAUAUAUUCAGACUGCUUCCCUUCACCAAUGUGAACUUUUUUUCCCAAACAGUGUUAAAAGCCACUUUACAACACUUGACUUCAUAUAAUAUACAUUCACUAUUGUUACAUACAUAUCCAAGUAAAUCAAAGUUUUGGGUGAAAGUGUUGAGAAGCAUUUUUUGUUUUUGUUUUGUUUUGUUUUUACUUAAAACAAUUUAUCCAGAAUGGCAGUAGCUUUAGCAGAUGGUCACGAUGCAUUUUCUAAAUCUGAUUUUAUAAAAUGAAUCCAAAGUAUCCUAGCUCUGUCAAAGAUGGUCUAUAGAAAUAUUUCAAAAGAUGAGUGAUGCUGUACUUUUUAAAUUGUUGCAAUAUUAGAGAUGCCAUUUUCACCUUUUUUAAAAGAUGCAUUUUGUUUGCAGGUUUGUAACAUUCUUGCAAACUAUUAUUACAGGAACAUUUUAAGUAAAUUCUCAGGCAUGUUUGCAAAUAUGGCACAUGUAUACAUAUUAGGGAAUUUUUCUUAAUCUUAUAUUUUU